AUGGAGGAUCCGAAGCUCUCGGAGAAGGCUAGUGGCUCUCCCGUUAUGGAAGAUAGACCUGUUGAGAAGAAGCGCGACCGCAGCGAUGAGAAGGUCACACUCGACGAAGAGAAGGCUCGAGCCAUAUCGCAAAGUGAUGAUGAAUACGCUACCAAGUUCAACAAAGACGGGGAGCCUAUCAUCAAUACUGGACAUGACGUCAGUCGAUAUCUCGUCUCGAUGCGGGACGACGGAGAUGAAGCCAUCACCUUCCGUGGACUGCUGAUCGGUACCCUCUUGAACAUCCUCAACAAUAUCACCAUCAGUCUCUUCACUUUGAAGCCAACAGGGGCCGCAUUUUCGGAUGUAUUUCUGAUGCUCAUCAUCUACAUCUUCGGUAUCGUUUGGGCGAAGUGCCUUCCUCGAGGAUCUACCGUCGCGGGCAAGCCGUACAUCGGUUGGCUGGAGAAGCCGCUGCACAUUCUCAACCCGGGCGACUUUGGGCUCAAGGAGCACGUAGUGGCCUUCAUGAUCUCCACUUUGGGUUAUCUCGGUGGAAAUGCUGCAGACACGCUUGCUACCUGCCAGCUCUACUUCAACAUGCGAAUCUCGACCACCGUAGCCGUGCUCGGAAUCUUCUCCUUGACAAUCUUCGGAGUGGGACUGCUGGGCUGCCUGCAAUUCAUGAUCGUGGCUCCUUCUGAAGUCGUUUACUGGGGUCAAUUGAGCUACACUGUUACUUUCCAGGCGCUUCACUUUGACGUCAAAGAAAAUCCUCGAAGGAUCAAGAUCUUCAGUUGGUCGGUGAUCACCGCCAUGGUGUAUGAGGUAAUUCCAGCGUACAUGAUGCCCUGGCUUAACGGUCUCAGUAUCCCCUGUCUCGCUUCGAUUGGUGCUCCGGACAACAUUCGAGAGCCAUUUGGCAAGAUUUUUGGUGGUGCUCUACCCAACCAGGGAUUGGGCUACUUCUCAUUGAGUCUUGACCCGCAGUACGUCGGUAUCGGAAGUUUCGCCGGCUGGCCUAUCAAGUAUCUCGUGCAAUACUUCGCUGGAGCCAUCAUUGGCAGUUUCUUCCUGUUGGCCUUCUACUACACCAAUGCUUGGGAAGCCAAAUCCUAUCCAUGGAUGGCUGCGACACUCUUUCAAGGCAAUGGCUCCCUCUACGACAACAGCGUGGUCUUCGAUGAGAAUUAUGCACUCGACGAAGCUGCUCUGGCUACCUAUGGCCUACCACACAUGUCCGUUUCGCAAGUGUGGAGCUUCAUGACGACCGCUUUGGCGUUAGGUGCUCUGAUUACCCAUGUCUUCAUCUUCUUGACCAAAGAGGUCAAGGAGGACUACAAGCGUGCAAAGGCUGGUACACUCGAUGAUCCUCACUGGCAGGCUAUGCAGAAGUACAAGCCCGUGCCCAACUGGUUCUACAUUGGUACUUUUGUCCUCUCGAUUCCCGCUGCAUUCAUCACCAUCACCAAGGGUAAUACUACUCUUCCUUGGUGGGGUCUGAUCGUUGCCUUCAUCUUCGGCGUGAUCAUGACUCCGAUUUCGCUUGCCAUCUACGGAAGGUACGGAUCGGGUGUAUCGACUAUGAUGGCUUCCAAGACAAUCGCCGGAGCUAUCCAUCCAGGACGACCCGUUGCCAACCUUUGGUUCAACCAGUAUGCGCACCAAGUCGUGGACUGCUGUGCGUCUCUCGCAGGGAAUCUGAAGAUGGGCCAAUACCUCAAGAUCCCGCCCCGUACCAACACCUUUGUACAGGUAUACGGCGCUCUCCUCGGCGGCUACGUACAAUGGUACAUGGUAACAGGCCUGAUCGACGACCAUCGAGAGAUCCUGCUUGAUCCUCAAGGAGACCGACUGUGGUACGGUGGAUACUAUCAGGAUCUCAAUGCACAGGCAGUGCAGUGGUCGCUGGCAUCUAAGGUCUUCGCGUUCAACACGGGCCUUCACUAUGAGUGGAUCCCGAUGUCUUUCUUGAUCGGCGCCUGUAUCCCACCCCUCCACUGGCUGGCGAAGAAGUAUAUCAAGGUCAUCAGAGACGCAGGGGACCUCAUUACGACGCCCAUCUUCAUGGACAACCUGUCUGUCCUCGGAGGUGGCAUCAAUUCUUCCUUUACGUCGUCAAUCCUCGUCGCCGUCUUCUGUCAGAUUUGGCUGCGUACGCGACACCCAAGAAUCUACAUUGACCUCAACUAUCUGGUCGGUGCGGCAAUCGAUGGAGGUGUCGCUAUCUGCCUCUUCAUCCUCUCCUUCGCGGCUUUUGGCGCUGCGAACGGCAACAGCCAUCUCUUCCCCACUUGGUUCGGCAACCCCGAGUCCGGUGAAUCUCCAGACCAUUGCUACAUGCCUGCCUAUGAUGGUUGAUGGGGGUGAGCUCUUCAAGCAGGCUUCCGCUGGCUGGGUACAGAGUAUCGUGGCCAUUUCCUCUGUCGCUAGCUCGCGCAUGUGAUCAUCGAAUCGAAUCUAGUUGAAUCUGCACAAGGGAUCGUCUGAUCUCUAUGUGUCUGUUGUCGGGGGCUUAGGGCGGCUUCGGGUGCCUGGAAUGUGACUAACACCGUGUGGGAGAGUUGACCCCUCCGGCAGCUCAAGUCAUCAUCGCGCCAUCGGUCAUGAAGACGAUGAGCCGCAGUAGUCGAUUCUUGCCUCUUGGCAGCGAAUUGCAGUGCAAAGGCCAGG
Microstroma glucosiphilum is the source of this 2652-nucleotide messenger RNA. Its product is annotated as OPT superfamily oligopeptide transporter. The coding region runs from base 1 to 2340 and encodes 779 amino acids. Gene Ontology annotation, molecular function: oligopeptide transmembrane transporter activity. NCBI's taxonomy places the organism in Eukaryota, Fungi, Basidiomycota, Exobasidiomycetes, Microstromatales, Microstromataceae. The record is from RefSeq and is a predicted model, not a curated record. The transcript has 5 exons. Gene Ontology annotation, biological process: transmembrane transport.